GAAGCUAUAGAUUGCCAUCUUCGAAGCUGCUUUCCAUACGCAGGUAACCCAAGAAGGCCUCUUCUAUAACAGUUCUGCUCGCUAAUCUACUAAAGAGAGUUAAUUUUAACGAAAAGCUCCGUAGGUUUCUUUGUCUUGGACAGCCACGUGAGUGCAAUAUUCUUUUAGGAUUUAUUUAUUAGGAGUUUGCUUUCGGGUGAAAACAUAGACUUCUGAUGUUGCGUAUCACCAUUGAGAGGGAGUAUUUUCUGAAUUCUCGUCUUCAUUGAUUUCUACCAAAAACAGCUUGUCUCCUGGUGUUUCUGUCCAUAAUCCAUCAUCUUUGGCCUUCCCAGAGGGCAGCAGAAGAAAGAAAAAAAAGAGGUGUGCAUUUUAUAGCCAAAUUGAAGGAUAGCCAUAAUGGCAUCUGUGGGGCUAGAGAUCAUGGCUAUGGCUCUGUGCAUCUUUGGCUGGUUGGGGACUAUCCUUUCAUGUGCAUUGCCCAUGUGGAAGGUUACAGCAUUCAUCGGAAACAACAUUGUUGUGGCACAGACAAUCUGGGAGGGACUGUGGAUGAAUUGUGUGGUACAGAGUACUGGCCAGAUGCAGUGCAAGAUCUAUGAUUCCAUGCUAGCCCUGCCUCAAGAUGUCCAAGCUGCCCGGGCCCUCAUGGUUAUCUCUGUGGUGCUUGCUGUCCUGGCACUGUUGGUGAGUAUUGUUGGAGCCAAGUGUACCAACUGCGUGGAGGAAGAAGGUGCCAAGGCACGUAUUGUCAUUACCUCAGGUGCCUUCUUUAUUGUCUCAGGACUUCUCGCACUUAUUCCUGUCUGCUGGUCUGCCAACUCCAUCAUCCGUGACUUUUACAAUCCAAUUGUGGCUGAACCCCUCAAAAGGGAACUGGGGGCUGCUCUCUAUGUUGGUUGGGCAGCUUCUGCCUUACUGCUCCUUGGAGGAUCACUCCUGUGCUGCUCCUGCCCACCACGGGACAACCGCUACCCAGGCCGUAUUGCCUAUUCUGUUCCAGCCAGAUCUACUGCUCCACCAGGCAGUACAAUUGACAAGAGGGACUAUGUAUGAGCAGUUAUUGUGGUGAAAUUUGCCAGAUAUUAGAAGACCCAAACUAGGACAGGCAUUAUUGGCCCAAGGACCUCUGGAACCAGAAGAUAGGACAACCUUAUCAGUUUGGGUUCAGCUAUGAUAUCUGGUAAUACUGGAAUGUUGGUGCAUGUAUAUAUGUGUGUGUAUGUGUGGCUAUACAAGCAUAAUGAAUGAUGUGGAGUGACUAACUGAGGAAAUGUGAACAAAUAAAAGGAUGUG
Molecule: messenger RNA, 1296 nt
Organism: Protobothrops mucrosquamatus (brown spotted pit viper)
Lineage: Eukaryota; Metazoa; Chordata; Lepidosauria; Squamata; Viperidae
Product: claudin-9-like
Exons: 1
Coding region: 400-1056 (218 amino acids)
Biological process (GO): cell adhesion; bicellular tight junction assembly
Cellular component (GO): plasma membrane; bicellular tight junction
Molecular function (GO): structural molecule activity
Source: RefSeq, a predicted model, not a curated record